Molecule: messenger RNA, 1947 nt
Organism: Mycosarcoma maydis (corn smut)
Lineage: Eukaryota; Fungi; Basidiomycota; Ustilaginomycetes; Ustilaginales
Exons: 1
Coding region: 1-1947 (648 amino acids)
Biological process (GO): GPI anchor biosynthetic process
Cellular component (GO): endoplasmic reticulum membrane
Molecular function (GO): alpha-1,2-mannosyltransferase activity
Source: RefSeq, a predicted model, not a curated record
AUGUGCAUGCCUAGUUCGAGCUCACCGCGAUGGUGGAGCAUGUUCGAUCCUAGAACGUCGUAUGGUCGCAUCUACCUCUGUCUGCUAGCACUCCGUUGCUUCAGCGCGUUGUUCGGCUACGGCUACAUCCACCCGGACGAAUGGAUGCAAUCCGGUGAGACUUACUUUUGGCUCAGUCUCGCCAACUCGGACGCGCAGUUGACAUGGGAAUGGCAACCGAAUCAUGCUUUGCGUUCGCUCUCGGUCCUUCUCAUGCAGUAUGUCGCUGUCGAACCGAUGCUCAAGAUCCGCAGACUUUUAGGCGGACCGCUAACGGGACAUUCUUUGUUCCUGAUUCAGCGCAUCAACAUGCUGUUGUGGAGCCUGGUUCUCGAUAUUAGUAUCGUCUUUUUCCUACCGCCACAGACAACACGAUACGUCCACUACCUCUUUGGCAUCUCGACAGCAGCAACCACCUUUCUCGUACGCCCCUUUAGCAACUCGCACGAAGCAUACCUGCUCGCUUUCUGCCUUCUUCUCGUUGCCAACCGGUUCAAAUCGCCGACCUGGUAUCAGUGUGACAGGCCGGCACUACCACACUGGGGCAUCCUCGUGGGGCUCUUUGCCGUCGAUGGCUUUUUCAUGCGCUUUACUUUCGCCAUCUUUGCUCUGCCUCUCGCCGCUUUUGUCUUUUAUCGCCAUGUGCGACUGGCAAUCCAGGGCCACCCUCGAACGGCUUUGAUCUCGCUGUCCAUCGCAAUCACGAUUGCGAUCGCCUUCUUUGGCCUUCGUAUCGAAACGGAAACCAGCUUCUAUACGAGGUUGGCCAAGAUGAAUUGCAUGGAACUGGCGACUUUCUGGCGAACAAAGUGGGUUGUACCACCCGUCAAUGCUUUGCUGUACAAUGUCAAGACGGACAACGUGGCUCAGCAUGGUCUGCAUCCGAGAUGGUUGCAUGCGGUGGUCAACUUUCCGAUGAUGGUGGGGGCUGCCAAUUGCAUUGUUGUGGUAAUCCAGGGCUACCUAUUUGUGCGCGACAAAGUUGGUCCAAGUACCGACAUACAGACGGCAGCGAGCCAGGAGGUUGUCGAAGAACAAGAGCAGGAGCGGAAGGAAGUUGAACGACCAAUGGACGGCACUACGGCCUGCCAAGUUGCAUCGACGUCGAGCAAGCCGGAGCAAGCAUGCAUCGAUGAGCAAGUGGCGUGGGUCGACAUCGAAGCGACCAUUGUAGCACUAAGUCUUUGGAUUGUCGUCUUGUCGCUCGCGAUGCUUUCCAUGUCACCGCAUCAAGAAGCGCGCUUUCUGCUUGCGCUCGCCUUCCCGUCCACGAUCGUCAUGGCGUACGCGCUGCAGUCGCGCUUCUUCACGCAUCGAGUGCGCCUGAUGCGUACGCUCUGCGUGCUUCACGUUGUCCAACACGUUGUCCAACUCGUGCUGUUUUCAUUUCUCCACCAAGCUGCGCUGUUGCCUACCGUGUUCUCGAUCGACACAUCGCUCUCGCGCCUCACUAGGCAUGCUGAUCCAUUGUUGGAGCGGUACGAACAUCAUCUGCUCUACCGCACGUUCAGCGUCCCGUUCCACAUGCUGCCCAACAAGGGUACAGCCAUGUUGCCGCACGUCGAGCAGUACGACUCUACAUACAGCGCGAGCAAGCUCGUUUACAUGGCGAGCAUCGCUUGCGAUCACACGUGGAUCUACGCCCCCACCUGGGUCGUCAAUCACUUACACGCCGAAGCACACAGUCAGCAGACAGUCGACUUGGUCCAAGUCGCACUCUUCCCUUGGCAUCUAGAUCUCGACCACCUCGCUCAAACUUGGGCUACGACAAAUUCCGUGCCCGUAACAGAGGCUUUUGCGAUCCAAAAGCUCCAUGUAAGGUGCAAACCGAAUGAGUCGAGCCAGCACCACAUCUCGGCACAGACCCAACAAGACCCGAGGAAAUCUCAAUCACAUCAGGAUUUGUAG